This is a messenger RNA of Sphenostylis stenocarpa, 786 nucleotides long. The record is from the annotation of a GenBank genome assembly. Lineage: Eukaryota; Viridiplantae; Streptophyta; Magnoliopsida; Fabales; Fabaceae.
AUGAGUGUGUUGAUGGAAGAAGGGGAUGGGGGAAUGGUGGAGAAUAAGAGGGAUGAAGAAGAGGGUGGGAUUGGGAAGGUUCCUGAUGAUGUGUUGAUAGAGAUAUUGGUGAGAGGAGGAAUAAGAGAGUGGGAGGAGAUAGCAUGCGUGAAUAAGCAUUGGGCCUCUCUUCUCAGCUCCCACUGUGAAUGCUUCUGGGAAGCUGCUCUUUCAUACCAUUAUCCACUCUUCCCACUCUCUUCCCUCCCUCUCCCUCUCCCAUGGCCUGGCCCUAUUCCUUUACCCAACAACUCCAAGACCAGAUUCACCGCCUUAUACAUCUCUCAACGCAUCUUUGCUUCGCAUCCUCAGAACUUACAACUUGACCACUUUCACGAGAUUAUCGGCCACACUUAUCUCUUCUUGAAACACCAACUUCAACUUUCCAUUAUGCCACCACAUAGUGGAAUACUUCAUGGAACUAUCAUUGAUCAGUUCAUUGCUUGUGGCAAGUCCAGAGACGUCGCCCACGAACUUACUUCUCGGAUAUGGCUUGCUUUUCUCCACAAUUUGGACGACAACCUCCACACAUUUUCCUUGCUUAAACGCCUUGCGUAUGAAGGGGAUGUGUUUCUUCCAUACCCUUACACCAGAUCAGUGGAAGUACAGUGGAGGGUGUUUGAGAAGCUUUUUACUGAUUUUCGUGAUUGCUUCAACCGUGCAGAAUAUUAUGAUAUGUUGGCAUGUGCCAGAAGCAGGAAAAAAAGAUCUAUACCUUCAUUCAUGUGUAUCACUGGAAUGAACUAG